AGUUUUUCGUUCCAGAGGGAAGGAUGUAGUGGCGCCGAACCAGUCUUUGGGAGGGUGCCCUUCGAUGUUGUGAAGGGUGCGCCUCUUCUUACUUUCCAGCCUCACUCUUCGGAUGUCCUUAUUCGUCCAAUCGGUCCUGUUGGGGACUUCAACCCAGUAUCUGGGAGUGGAGAAGAAAACCCAGGUUCUGGGGCCAUCGCGGUGUUCCCAGUCUUAGAGGUAUUUGGUUUCUUCGAGAAUUUUUCCAGAGACACACUUAAAAAAUGACAUCCCAACAAGAAAUAAUGAGUGACCAGCGGUUUCGGCGGGUUGCAAAGGACCCAAGAUUUUGGGAAAUGCCAGAAAAAGAUCGAAAAGUUAAAAUUGACAAGAGAUUUCGAGCAAUGUUUCAUGACAAAAAGUUUAAGUUGAAUUAUGCGGUGGAUAAAAGAGGACGCCCCAUCAACCACAGCACUACAGAAGACUUGAAACGUUUUUAUGAUCUUUCAGAUUCUGAUUCAGAUCUAUCUGAUGAAGAUAACAAAGAAUUAAACCAAAAGGAGAUGAAGAAGAAAAAAUCCCAGACUAAAAGUAAAAUAGAAUCCAAAAAUCCAGCUGUGGAGAAGAAGAAACAAGCUAAGAAAGUUAAUCAAAAGGAUUCUAGAAACAAAGAUGAUUUAGAUAACUCUGGCAAAAUGAAAACUGUAUACAAAACUAAGAAGAUAGAUUCCAAAAUAAGUCCCAAGAAAGAUAGCCAAGAAUUUACACAAAAAAGGGCAAAAGGGGAAAAAAACAUUUUUCAACUUCGCACAGACUUGAGUCCCAAAGGAAAAGUAAGAACAGCAGACUUGGGCAUCUCUGAAAUUGUGAAAUUUCCCAAGGCAAAGUAUUCUGAGACAAGAGGAAAAAUGCAAUCAGAAGUUCCACACAAAAUGAAUAGAGAUAGUAAUCAUGAAAAAUCACCAGCUGGUAAAAUGUUUGACAAAGAUGAUCUGGAGGAAGAUUUAGAAAGUGCUAGUGAAAUAGGAUCUGAUGAAGAAUCUGAAUAUGAAACAGGAGGCAUUGGUAGAGCUCCAGCUAGUGAUGAUGACAGCGAAGAUGAUGAAGAUGAAGAUGAGAGUAGUGGUGAUGAUGAUGAUGAUGAUGAUGAUGAAGAAGAAGAAGAAAGUGACAGUGGCCCUGAUCUAGCCAGGGGUAAAGGAAAUAUAGAAACUAGUUCUGAAGAUGAAGAAGAUAUGGAAGAUUACCUUCCACAGGAAUCUGGUUUUGAACAUGCUUGGAGAGAAUUAGAUAAGGAUGCUCCUCGCGCUGAUGAGAUUACACGUCGAUUAGCAGUUUGCAACAUGGACUGGGAUAGAUUAAAGGCAAAAGAUUUGUUGGCCCUGUUCAAUUCAUUUAAACCUAAAGGAGGUGUUAUAUUUUCUGUAAAGAUAUACCCAUCAGAGUUUGGAAAGGAGAGGAUGAAGGAAGAGCAAGUUCAAGGACCAGUAGAGUUAUUAAGUAUCCCUGAAGAUGCCCAUGAAAAGGAUUGGACUUCUAGAGAAAAAUUGAGAGAUUAUCAAUUCAAACGAUUGAAGUACUAUUAUGCAGUAGUAGACUGUGAUUCUCCUGCUACAGCCAGUAAAAUUUAUGAGGAUUGUGAUGGCCUGGAAUUUGAAAGUAGUUGUUCAUUCAUAGAUCUAAGGUUUAUACCGGAUGAUAUUACUUUUGAUGAUGAGCCCAAGGACAUAGCCUCAGAAGUGGAUUUAACAGCAUAUAAACCAAAAUAUUUCACAUCUGCUGCAAUGGGAACGUCAACGGUGGAGAUCACUUGGGAUGAAACUGAUCAUGAAAGAAUUACAACACUCAACAGGAAAUUUAAAAAGGAAGAGCUUUUGGAUAUGGAUUUUCAAGCCUACUUAGCUUCCUCUAGUGAAGAUGACGAGGAACUAGAAGAGGAACUACAAAGUGAUGAUGGAGACAAUGUGGAAGAUGGGAAAACAAAGAAGAGUCAGAAGGAUGAUGAAGAACAAAUUGCUAAGUAUAGGCAGCUCUUGCAAGUUAUACAAGAAAAAGAAAAAGGCAAAGAAAAUGAUAUGGAAAUGGAAAUUAAGUGGGUUCCAGGUCUUAAAGAAAAUGCAGAAGAGAUGGUCAAAAACAGAUUAGAAGGAAAGAAUCAGCUGACCCCUUGGGAACAAUUUUUGGAGAAGAAGAAAGAGAAAAAAAGACUGAAAAAGAAACAGAAGGCUCUUGCUGAAGAAGCCAGUGAAGAUGAACUUCCCUCUGAUGUUGAUUUGAACGACCCAUACUUUGCUGAAGAAGUUAAGAAACUAGGCAUAAAGAAAAAAUCGAUGAAAUCUGCAAAAGAUGGCGCAGCUCCAGAAGAAGAAAGUGAAAUAGAAAGACAAAAGGCUGAAAUGGCUUUGCUUGUGAUGGAUGAGGAGGAGGAGAGCAAGAAGCACUUCAAUUAUAACAAAAUUGUGGAGCACCAGAAUCUGAGCAAAAAGAAGAAAAAACAACUUAUGAAAAAGAAAGAAUUAUUAGAGGAUGACUUUGAGGUAAAUGUUACAGAUGCACGGUUUCAGGCAAUGUAUACAUCCCACUUAUUCAAUUUGGAUCCUUCAGAUCCUAGUUUCAAGAAAACAAAAGCUAUGGAAAAAAUCCUUGAGGAGAAAGCCCGGCAGAGAGAACAAAAAGAACAAGAACGUACUCAGGCAAUAAAGAAAAAAGAGAGUGAAAUUCAAAAAGAAUCACAAAAGAGGUCCAUUGAUCCUGCCUUGUCAGUGUUGAUUAAAUCUAUAAAGAACAAAACAGAGCAGUUUCAAGCAAGAAAGAAACAAAAAGUCAAAUAGCUUAACUGUAUGAUUUUUCUUUUUGGAUUGAGAAUAUGAUCUCCUAAAGUAUACAGAAUGGUUAAAGGAUUAUUUUGGGGGAACAAAGAAUAGAAUAAAAUCUUAGUAUGAUCAUUUUAGAAUUUCUCUCUAUAAGUAAUGGUUGGACUUAAUUGUGUGUGUCUGACAGAUUUUUACUGUAUAUUUCCAGUGAUUAAUAAUAAUUUAAGAAUUACCCAAAAUAUAGGAUUUAUCAAAUUUUUGUUCUAUAAAAUUCAGUUCAUCCUUAAAAAAAAAAGUUAGCUUUUUUAAUGACUGUUUGAAAUUGUAAAGAAUAGAACAGUGCCCUAUUACUCAAUCUUAAGUCUGAAUAAGAGGAACAAUUUGAAAAUAUGUGUGUGCAAUACAUUAAAAUUUCUCUGGAAGCAGGAGGCAGGUUUAGAUUUCUAUUAGGAUAUUUAUUUUUCUAGCCAUAAUGGAUAGGAAUCAGUAACUUUCUUUGUUGUUUGGUCAUGUUAAUCAUAGUUAGCCCAUAAGAUUAUUUGCAAAUAAAAGUAUGAAAUAUUUUUAUUGUUUAUAGGACUGAUUUAUUUCAUAUAUUUAUUUCAAAUGCCCUCUGGAACAAUAUCUGAAAAACUGACUCUUUAAGAUUACAAGUCCAUGAAGAGGCAGUUCAAGAUUUGCAUUGCUCAUAAUUAUAUUUGAAUUGUUUAUGAGCACUGCAAUGAAUUCUGUUUGUAGUAACAGAAAAUUUCUUCUGCCCUUCACAUUUUUGGAAUGCUUGAAAGGGUAAUAUGCUGUUACAGAGUUUUAAAAAAUCUUAAUUCUUUUAAAAAUUAAAUUAAAACAUAUUUUCAAUGCCUUAAUAUUCCUAGAUCUCAUCUGAUCUAGAUUAUCUAAGUUUUAGACAAUAAACUAUUUAGUAUAUAAGUAAAUUAAAAUAAAAGCCAAAAUGGCCACUUGGACAAAUGAUAAAUAUGGUAGUUUUUGAGAAGUAGUAGGAAUUUGGCCAGGUUUCUGGUUAAUAGUAAAUUUGACAUUUUUGGUAUUAAAAAUUCAGACCUAGCAAUGUAGUAUAUUUUUUCUAGAAUAAAAUGUUGUAAGACUCACAGUGAUAUUAAUACAGUAAAUAUAUGGAUAUACAAAUAGUCUCUGAAAAGGAAAGGAAAAAAACUAUAUUGUUCAUUGUAACAGAAAAAUGCAAGGAAUUGUGCUUUUAUCAUAAAACACUGACAGGUUAUUAAGUAAAAUAAAGCAUUGUUCCUACUGAUCCCUGUAUUUAGCUAUCAUCAAUGAAACAUCGUCAAUCUUAAUAUGCUUAUUAGUAUAAUCUUAAUAUGCUUAUUAGUAGUUGUAUAAUUAAUUUCAUUUGUGCCUGGAAAAAGAUUUGUUUCUUUUAAACUUUAAAUUACAACUUAAGGUUUACCCAAAAUUUGAUUUUAAGGUUCCUGGUUUUUUGGUUUUUAAUUGGUUUGUUUUUUUAUUUUUGAGUCCUUUGUUAAGUCAGUGCAUUUAAUUGUAAAUCUCAUUUUACUAGUCCAAGUUAGGUACAUCCUUGGCUGUUUUUCUCAAAAGAUUUUAUAUUUUUUAGGUAGAAAAAAGUGAGACUAGCAUUAUCAUAUCCUGCCUAUAAUAAACAUCUUACACCAAGAAUGUUAGAUUCCCAAAAAAUAGAAGAUUAAAAUGUGAGAAUAUUUCAGGUAUUCUUAAGGUCGUAUUUAUUUAAAUUAUUGUGGUUAUUACCAAGACCAUAGAGAGUAAGACAGUAUUGUCACAUCUAGAAAAAAGCUGUGACUCAAUACCAGUGAAGCUCUAAUUUCUCAGACAUUUGUCAAAAGUCUUGGGGACCAGCUUGGUACCCACUGUCAAUACUACUUUCUGAAGGGAAUUUGUUAGACACAUGAGCAGAAGAGUCAUGACUGUGCUCUAUAUUGUCUAUGGAGUAGGCCAAUAUUAGGUAACAUGCUGGUUUUUCUGCUCAUUAGUAUCACUUAGGGUGUCGUAAAAAUUUCUGUGGUCAGACAGUCUCCUAGCCCUAUUAAAUUAGAUGUGUGGAGUAGGAUCCAGGCAUGAUUAUUUUAUAAAGCUUGCCAGGUUACUCCAAUGUGCAGCUAAGGUUGAGGUCCACUACUUUAGAAGGAAAAAGACCCAACUAAUUUGGUUUUUGGUCUGCAGAUUAGAGAUUAGAAUAAACUCGUUAUCAACACUCUUAGCUCUUGCUGCUAAAAAGCGCAUCCAAACAUAGUGACUUGAAACAGCAAACAUUUAUCAGUAUUUCCUAGGAAUCUGUGGGUUGACUGGGCAAAUGUAGGCCAGUUGAACUGCUGAGAUGGAACCUUUGGGGAAUCCAUAUAUCCAGGGCCUCAGCUGAUAUGACUGGAGCAAUAGGGGAUCACUUCUCCAGUAGGUUCAUACAGACUUCUUCACAUGGUAGCAGAGGGUUCCCAGCUCCAGAGUAAGUGCGAAUGUACAAGUGCUUUCCAAAUCUGAUAGUAUCACAUUUGCUAUUUUCCCAUUUGCAAAUCACACAGACAAAACAAAAUCAACAGGUGGAAAAGACACAGGCAAAGAGACAUGAAUAAAAUUGAGACAUUAUUAAAAGAAUCUACACCUUAGUUAGGUUUCCUUUUCUGGAGAAAGUAGCUUUCCCAUUGGUUGAUACAAAGUUUUUCCAGUUUUUGACUAUUGAGAAGCUGUUAUUCAUGUAUAGGUGUUUGUGUAAAAUAGUUUUUUGCAUUUCUCUGUCAAAUACCUAGGAGUGGAAUCCUGUGACUCAUGGUAAUUCCAUGUUUAUAAUAAACUGCAAAAAGUUCUUUGCCAUAGUUCUAUUAUUUUGUAUUCCACCCCCCGCCCAAGAAAUAUGUGAGUUCCAGUUCUGCAUCUUCACCAGUAUUUGAUAGUCAUUUUUGUGUGUUUAUUUUAGUUUUUGCCAUUCUAAUAAUGUGUACUGGGAUCUCGUAGUUUUAAUUUGCGUUUCCCUAAUGACUAAUAGUGGUAAUCUUCAUGUGCUUUUUACCAUCCAUCUAUCAUCUUUGGUGAAAGAGCUACACUGUUUGCCCUUUUUUUUUUUUUUAACUAAUUUACUUAUUUUUCUUGUGUUGAAUUUUAAGAACUCUUUAUACCUCUGGAUACAAAUACUUUGUCAUAUAUGUGAGUUGCAAGUAUUUUCUUCUAACCUGUGAGCCUUGUCUUCAUUUUUUUAAGAAUCUUUCAUAGAACAAAUUUUUUAUUAAGUCUAGUUUAUCCAUUUUUUAUUUACGGAUUGUCUUGCUAUAAAGCUAAGAACUUUUUGACUAGGUUUAUUGAUUUUUUUUUCCUGUUUACUACUAAAAGUCUUUCAGUCUUAUGUUUUACAUUUUAGACUCAUACUGCAUUUUGAAGUAAUUUUUGUACAAGGUGUGAAGUUUCAGUUGAUACUAAUUUUUUUCACAUAUAGCUGUCCAACUGCGCCAGCAGAGAAACUGGACCACUAAGGGAAAUAUGUGCACUGUUACUGCCACUCUCAAAGACAAAAGCUUGGCAAUUUCUUAAAAUAAGCCAUAAGAUUCAAGAAUUUCAAUCUUGAGCAUUUAUUCCAAAGUAGAAAUUAUAUUCAUACAAAAACUUGUACAUGAAUCCUAUAGAAGAUUUAUUUAUUUUUGCAUACAAGAGCUAGAGUACAGGCCAGAGAUGUGGGGGGUGAGAGGAUUCACCAGAGACAGAGUGGGGAACAGAACAGGCAGACUGAUUGAAAUACACUACUGAUGGGAGCAGCGGGCGAGUCAGGAGAGGUCUGCUGCACCAUGUGGGUUGUUCCCUGACUGGCCAGGGCUUGAACUCGUGCUGCAGAGACUGCGGAUUGCCUCAAAGUGUGGUGCUUAAUCCCUUGCGCCACCAGGGAGGUCCCAGAUUUAUUUAUAAUAACCAAAGACUGAAAAUAACCCAGAUGUCUUCAAUGGAUUAAACAAAACUCUUCAGUGAUUAAAACUCCAUACCAUGGAGUACUUACAAGCAAUAAAAAGGACUGAAGUACUUCAUAUAUGAAACAACUAGGAUAAAUCUCCAGAAAAUAAUGCUGAUUGAAAAAAAAAAAAAGACUCCUUCAGGGUUACAUACCAUAUAAUUACAUAUAUGUAACAUUCUUGAAUUAGAAAAAUUAUGAAAAUGGAGGGCUGAUUAGUGGUUGCUAGAAGUUAAGGGGGAGGAUUAGUAUAAAAGGAAGUGAAUGUGGUUUCGAAAGGGCAAAACGAAGGAUCCUUAUGGUGCUGGAAAUGUUCUGGAUCAUAACUGGUUAUAUAUAGAUGCAGCUAUGCUUCUGAUAAAAGUCCGUUAAUACAAUCACAUUGAUUGAAAUGCUGAAACAAUCAUUCUUGGAAUAAAGUCCACUUGUAUUAUCCUUUUUAUAGUUUAUCUUGAUUUGCUAAUAUUUUGUUGCUAAUUUUUUAGGCAAUGUUUGUGGAUAUUCAGUAGUUUUGUAAUUGUUUGGGUAUCAAGGUAAACCUAACCUUAUAAAAUUAAGUGUUCCUCUUUUAUUUUCUGGAUAAUACUUAUAUAAUUGGUGUUAUUUCUUCCUUAAAUGUUUGCUAGAAUUUACCAUAAGCCUUCUGGACCUGAGGUUUUCUUUGUAGGAAAGUAUUAAACUACAAGGUCAAUUUCUUUGUAUACAUGGAACUAUUCAGGUUAUUUAUUUCUUAAGUGAAUUUUAGUAGUUUGUGUCCCUUAUGGAAUUAAUCUUUGUCAUGUAGCUAAGGCAAAUUUUUUAAGUCUGAAGACUCAGGGUGCCCUCUUUUUUCAUUGCUAGUAUUGGUGAUCUUUGUUUGCCGUUUAUUUUUUGUGAAUCUGAGUAGAGAUCAAUUUUCUUGACCUUUCCUAUGAACCAGCUUUUGAUUUCAUUCUUUUUUCUCCAUAACUUUUCCAGUUCAGCUCAUUUUGGUAAUAUUCCCCCAACUCUCCAGAAACCAGAUUCCAAGCUUAUUUUGUUAGUGAUACAACUCAGUAAACCACCAGCCAGCAGACUGCUUCCUCUCUGGUAAGGUCUAGAUCUCAGUCCUGAGAGAGAGGCUCUUCCAGAUUUGCUCCUUAUUAUAGUACUCUGCCUCAGCAACUAAAGUUAAUGACUGUACCAUAUAUUCAUGAUUUCUGUAUUGUUUUAGAGUUCUUUUUCCUUAACUGUUAUUUAUCAGUCCUGUUAUUCUUAAGACA
This is a messenger RNA of Talpa occidentalis (Iberian mole), 7970 nucleotides long. It is a transcript of the gene ESF1, whose product is annotated as ESF1 nucleolar pre-rRNA processing protein homolog. The transcript is spliced from 14 exons. Gene Ontology annotation, cellular component: nucleus. NCBI's taxonomy places the organism in Eukaryota, Metazoa, Chordata, Mammalia, Eulipotyphla, Talpidae. The coding region runs from base 264 to 2810 and encodes 848 amino acids. Gene Ontology annotation, molecular function: RNA binding. Gene Ontology annotation, biological process: rRNA processing. The record is from RefSeq and is a predicted model, not a curated record.